AUGAUAUCCACGAAGCGCCGGUCAGAGUUAUGCAUUUAUACAGUUGAACAGAACAUAUCAAUGAUUCUGUACACAAUGCUUGAAAUCCCACCAUCACUGAAGAGAGCAUGUGCUUCCUCACUCCAUUUCCAUCUCCAUCACUAUACUCAUACUAGGAUAUCACUGUUCCUCUCGUCGACCCUUGAACUCAGCAUGUCUCCGAAGACUGCCCUGGUCACUGGCGCCAAUGGUUUCCUUGGUUAUGCCGUAUGCAGAGCCUUCUCCCUGGCCGGCUGGACGACAUACGGCCUGAUGCGCAGCAACAAGAGCGCGCUCGACCUGCUGAAGGAGGAAAUCAUUCCAAUCAUUGGCACUGCGGCCGAUCCAAGCUUCAUUUCAGAACUCCCUCCAAUCGACGUCGUCAUUUGCUGCUCCGGGGACCCUUCGAAUUUCGGAGCCCAUUCCAAGGACAUCACUUCUAUGAUUCAGCAACUCAGCAAGAUCGCACAAGCUAAUGGCCAUGGCAAACCUUUGGCUAUUAUCAGCUCCGGCUGCAAGGACUAUGGGACGACUUUGAGACAUGGCGAGCCAGGUCUUGCGCCGCACACAGAGCAAAGCCCUCUCAAUUUCCCACCGAUACUGACGGAACGUGUACACGGUGCCUUGGACAUGAUGAAGCUCACCGACGAUUUCGACUGUGUCGUAACCCGGCCGACCACGCUCUAUGGUCGGUCGGGCAGCUACUACGGAUUCAUUUUCGCUCUCGCGGAGGCUGCAAGGAACCAAUCGAACGGUGUGAUGAGUAUUCCAUCAGAUGCCCAUGCCAUCCUUCACGGAACUCAUGUUGACGACGUCGCUAAUGCGUACCUUGCCAUUGCGGAGGCGCCUCGGGACAUUGUAGCCGGGCAGGUGUACAACAUUUCCAGCCAUCGGUACGAGACCCUGGGCGAGAUCGCCGAAGUUGUACAGAAGCACCAUGGCAUCGAAUUCAAGUAUGUCGAUCCGGCAGACGGCGACAACGAGGCGUACGCAAUCAAAUUGGUGUUCGACUUCCCCCAAUGGGUUGGUUCCGACAAGCUGCGCAAGGACACUGGCUGGAGGGACAGGAAGCCUUUGUUCACCGAAGGGUACCAGUUGUACAGGACUGCCUAUGAAGCGGCAGCUCAGGCGAAGACAGAGCAACAUGAGAGGAUCAUGCGCACGGCUCAGGGAUUUGGGUUAAAGCUGGAUUAG
This is a messenger RNA of Exophiala xenobiotica, 1212 nucleotides long. RefSeq lists its product as uncharacterized. The coding region runs from base 1 to 1212 and encodes 403 amino acids. Lineage: Eukaryota; Fungi; Ascomycota; Eurotiomycetes; Chaetothyriales; Herpotrichiellaceae. The transcript is spliced from 2 exons. The record is from RefSeq and is a predicted model, not a curated record.